Molecule: messenger RNA, 1452 nt
Organism: Aureobasidium musti
Lineage: Eukaryota; Fungi; Ascomycota; Dothideomycetes; Dothideales; Saccotheciaceae
Source: the annotation of a GenBank genome assembly
AUGCGGCUCCUGGGCGUGGUGCGUUGCGCCUUCCUUGCCUUGAUUGUACCUGCCGUUCUGUCGACUCUCUGGCUCUAUCUAUACCCCGUCGUCCAGAACUGCCACUUUUCGGCUUCUCAACAACAUGGCAUAGCACCUUUUCGACUCCUUGCCCUCGGCGACCCGCAAUUGGAAGGAGACACGUCUCUUCCUGACCCUAAUGCCCCUCUGUUUCCUGGCCUUGUAGGUCUGCGUCACCGCUUGUGGACCGAACCACUGGACAUCGCUGCACGCACCCUGCGACGAACCGUCAAGGACAUCGUUACAAGAGAUAUUCCACGAUUGGUACAGACGGAAAGAAAGAAGUUGGACCUUCUAGGCAACGACUACUAUCUCGCACAUAUAUACCGCAGCACCAAAUGGUGGACCCAGCCAACCCACGUCUCUGUACUGGGCGAUCUGUUGGGCAGCCAGUGGAUAAGCAAUGACGAGUUCGAUCGACGAGCCGACAGGUUCUGGAAUAGAGUCUUUGCCGGUGCUCACUUUUGGAGACACGAUACGCCUGAGGAAGAGCUCGGAGGCACACCUGUCUGGGACUUUGUCGACAACUUAAAUGCCAGUCAGACGCCUGCUCUGCUCAACGUGGCUGGAAAUCAUGACAUCGGAUAUGCUGGUGAUAUUGAUCAUCACCGUAUCCAUCGCUUCGAACGCGCCUUUGGCCAGGUCAACUGGCGCAUCAGAAUUCCCUUCUCGAAUCUAACAUCAAAUCUGACCACGCAAUUGCACCUGGUGAAUCUCAAUUCGAUGAACCUGGACAACCCUGCUUGGAACCAGGAUCUGUAUCACGCGACGCAUGACUACCUGGACAGUGUCAUCGACGAUACAGGUGCACGUGAUCCUCGAGACGCCGUGGUCUUGCUUACACAUGUUCCUCUGUACAAGCCGGCUGGUGUCUGUGUCGAUCCUCCUUUCUUCAGCUACUUUGAACCACACCAUGGCGGUGGUAUUCGCGAACAGAAUCAUCUUAGUCGAGAGUCAAGCGAGAAAAUACUGAACGGCCUCUUCAGACUACCGAGUGGGAGCAAGCGAGCGGGUAUUGUGCUCAACGGUCACGACCACGAAGGAUGCGAUACAUGGCACGACCGUAUUGAUACUGAACAGGAGCAAUGGAAUUCGACCAGGUUCCUUGCACCGAAUACAACCACGAACGGUAUCCGAGAGGUCACCGUACGUAGCAUGAUGGGUGACUAUGGCGGAAACGCCGGUCUGCUCUCUGCAUGGUUCGACGCCAACGAUGGCAUGUGGAAGUUCGAGUAUGCUACUUGUGCACUUGGCAAACAGCACAUAUGGUGGGCUAUACAUGUCAUUGAUCUUGUUGUGAUCAUACUGGGUAUUGCGUACAGCAUGCUACAGCUUCUCGAUCUGAUUAGACCAUCAAAACCUGUCUUUAAUACAGAGAAGAAGAACAAAUGA